AUGCCGAAUCUUGCCGAGACCAUCACUACCGAUCAACUCGUCAAACCGUAUGCCACCUACUGUCUCGCCGACUUCCCGUACCAGAGCCAAAUCCGCACGCUCGUCACGCCGCCAUCUACCGUUCACUCGUACAUUGCCGUCGCGCCGUUGUUCCGCCACCUUACCGGCCUCAGAAGCCUCCAACUUGACGCCACAAUGGUCAGUGAGCUGUGCCAGCCAUUCCUCGGGCGCGACCUGCCUUCGGACGUCAAGCUUGCCCGCGAGUUUGCACGAGUUGCUCUCGAACAACUCGCGCAUCGCGUCAGCCGACUUGCGCUUUUUGGCAUGGAGUUCAAGGCGCCCCUGGGUCGAGUCAUCGCCUCGCAAUUGAUUGCGCCGGCCCAGAUCCGGUAUCUCCGGCUGGAAGGCGACACUGCGUCGUUGUGGUGGAACGACAACCCGCAAGACUGGCACGCUUUCCUCGGCAGACUUUCGAGCCUUGACUCCCUCGAGAUCCACCACAUCGGUUUGUUCGGCGAAGCUAGAAAUCCACAAAUCUGGCUUCGCCCGGCGAAUCGCGUUUGGCAGGACGCGUGGCGGAUGCCCAACCUGCGGCGUUUCGUUCUGACUACGCCUGCCUCGCCUUCGGUUGUCUUACCGCUUCUCUCAGUCGCACUUCCCAACAUCGAGGAGCUGCAGCUCAAGUUUGUUGAGCCGGAAUACGACGAAGUCGACGAGGACGAGUUCAUGGCGACGAUGGCGCCGUUGGAGUGGCCGCACCUCAAGACGCUCGCCCUCACGUGCUCCUGUAACCUUUUGCGAGCGCUCCUCCCCAACUUCCGCUCUUGCGUCAGCCUGCGGCACCUCCGCUUCUCACCAAAUGACUACCUUGAUGCAUACGAGAAGCUCGUCCUCAACUCGCUUCUGCCGCAGAUACGCCGCCUGACCAUCUAUGUCAGGUCCGAUAAUCCCUGGACUGGCAGAAGCUGGGACUUGCUGGAGCAGGAGUGCGCGGUGCGGAAGGUCGACCUCGAAUGGCGACCUGUGCGCUGGCGAUGGGACGAGCUGCGCAACCGGCAAGACCACUACCUGCAAGGAUGGCCCUCCGACGAGUCUUGGUCGACUUACCCGAAGGAUGCGCUGCUCGACGACCUCGACUGGGCCGUCCGACGCCUCGACUCGCUGCAGCAGACCGGCGACCUUGACGGCUACAAGGAGAUGUGCGCCAUCCUCGACCCUCUUCGGCAACGUCACUUCAUCGAGCGCGGCGCGCCGACCGUCGUCAAGGGCGAGGACGAGGACGAGGUCAACGUACGGACGAGCCGUUUCUGA
Messenger RNA from Rhodotorula toruloides NP11, 1311 nucleotides. RefSeq lists its product as uncharacterized. The transcript has 2 exons. The coding region runs from base 1 to 1311 and encodes 436 amino acids. The record is from RefSeq and is a predicted model, not a curated record. Lineage: Eukaryota; Fungi; Basidiomycota; Microbotryomycetes; Sporidiobolales; Sporidiobolaceae.